Molecule: messenger RNA, 2113 nt
Organism: Pomacea canaliculata
Lineage: Eukaryota; Metazoa; Mollusca; Gastropoda; Architaenioglossa; Ampullariidae
Product: ubiquitin-conjugating enzyme E2 variant 2-like
Exons: 1
Coding region: 44-472 (142 amino acids)
Biological process (GO): DNA damage tolerance; protein K63-linked ubiquitination
Cellular component (GO): nucleus
Source: RefSeq, a predicted model, not a curated record
CUUUGCGUUCUGCCCACAAUUGCUAGAAAGUCACGAAACUAACAUGGCGGGCAGUGACUAUGUUGUUCCUCGUAACUUCCGACUACUUGAUGAGCUUGAAGAAGGCCAAAAGGGUGGCGGAGAUGGUACUCUUAGUUGGGGGCUAGAGGAUGACGAAGAUAUGACUCUUUCGCAUUGGACAGGCUCCAUUUUAGGUCCACCAAGAACGCAGUUUGAGAACCGCAUUUACACUGUGAGGUUGCAUUGUGGUGACAGGUACCCAGAUAUGCCGCCAACAGUUCAGUUCCAGACAAAAAUUAAUUUGUCUUGUGUCAACAAAGAGACGGGUGUAGUGGAUCCCAAAAAAGUUACAUGUCUUCGACAGUGGACGUCAGGCAUGAACAUUCAAACAUGUUUAGCAGGGAUUCGUGAGUGUAUGACACUGAAGGAAAAUAAAGUGCCACAGCCGCCUGAAGGACAAACAUUUUUCUGAAGUUCUUAUUGGGAACAAGACCAAACCAAAGCCUGCUUCAGCUCAAGCCUUUCGUAAAAUGACACGAUUUUAGACCAUGAGCUGUCAUAUAUUAGCAUCAAAGACUACACAAAGCACGAGGAAUACCAAUCUCGGCGGGCCAUGUGAAGUCUUAUCACCAGUCAGAAAUCUUGUGUAGUCCUGUCUAAAUAUCAGAAACUGUGUGAGUAUUAGCAUGCCAGCAGUCACUUAUCCACCAAAGCUGUAUCAGAAAAUUUAUUAUUAUUUUUUUUUUAGAAUGAUACAGCAGUUUGUAACAUUUCAACAGUUCACCCAAAGUUUUGGUACAACUGUGCCACAGAUUGUCAAUGACUGCACCUUACCUUAUUUUUAUGUACAAUUCUGUAAUGGUUGAUUUUCAUCAAAUUAUGAUUCCUCCCCUUUUUUUACCUGAGGGCCUUAGUCGCCAUGGUUUCUUUUCUCAUGCAUAUUUGUUAUUGAAAUUGUUCUGCUUGCAGUUUCAACAACUAGUUUUAUAUCAACAUUAGAUAACUUUGUUCUCAUUUGAAAGUAGUACAAUAUAGCAUGAUUUUACUGAAGUUAUCUUUUCCGAGAUCUCUUGGCAAAAGAAGCAAGCAUUCAGAUUGCUGUGACCCACCCCCAGUUUACCACAUUUAUGUAGCAUGCUGAACACUAAGAUGAGUAUUUUCCCCAACAGUGUUUGCAGAAUUUUUUAUUUUUGUUUCUAGUUCAUUUGUUUAAAAACAUCAAUUCAGUUAAACUGCCUAGGACUGAAACCACUUAAGGUAAACCUACUUCUUUUUGCCCCCUUAUCUAUGCUCUCAUUUAGAAAACUGUUCAGUUCUUGUAAUUGUGUUUUUGUUUUUGUUUGUUUUUUUUAAUAUUUUGAAUGUGUGUGUAUUUAACUAAGUUUCUCCUUAACUUUCUUGCUGUAGUUAAGUAUUCAGUUCUGGUGGUGUAGUGUGUUUGGGAUUAAAACAUCAUUUCGAGAUAUUAACAUUUUAAGAUCAUAGAUGUUUUAAAAGAUAGUAGACUAUUAACUCUAGUUUUUUAUAUGUAACUAAAUACACAAAUUGGUAUUGUACAUUUUGCAGAGCUGAUGCUGUACAAUGUAUUGGUAAUAUUAUUUUCAAUUAUUUUGCUGCUGCAUAAGUUACAAGCAGUGAAAGACUUAGGGUUGAAUGAACCAUCUUAUAAGUUAUAUACUAUGGCCAUUUAUUCUGCCCCCCCCCCCUUUUUUUUUAAACUAAAGCUUGCUGUAUAUGUCAUAAGUACAGCUUACUGGAGCUCAGAGCAUUAUUCAGAGCUUUCCUUUCUGUCUUUGCCAGCUGUUGAUAGCAAGACAACAAUAACUCCUUUAUAUUCUGCUGUAACUGUAACAUCAGUUGUGGAGCAAAGUAGUGAUGAGUGAAUUUCCCUUGCUGUCCUAGGGACAGAAUGCUAAAAGUGUAUUCACAUGCUGUGCCAUGUAUAUAUGUGAAUAACUGUGCUGUUUGCUCUUUUGGUUACUGCUUGCAAGCGAGGCAUUGGUUUCAAACAUGUCAUGUGUCACGACCUGUCUUGAAUAUUUCAAUUCUUACUUAUAAAUAUGGGCGUAACAACAUGCCAUGGUAAUUAAAAUGAUUUGUGUGUCAGCUUUCA